AUGCUUCUUAUCCCCGCGGCGCUGGCGUUCGCGCUCUCCCAAGCCGCAGUGGCGGCCAGGUUGGGGCUGGCUCCGACGCCGACUGACAAACAAGCAUUUGCGGCCGUCUUCCCUCGACAGACCGGCCUUGGACUUGAUGGCUCACCGGAAUGCUCGUCUGUUCUUCGCAAUCUUGUCGAUGUCCCGACACCGCCUCCCGACCUUUCAAGCUACAUGCAGCAGGCUGCCACGCGGACAAACGCCGGCGGCAUCAGCUUCCCAGAUAGCCUCACCAGCAAGGCGAGUCGUUAUCAAACCCAGGUCUCUUCAUGGUGUAGCGAAAAAAGGGACGUCUUGACCAGGUGUACGGAGCUUUCGGCUCUUCAAUCUCAAUACUCGGACGUCUGUCAAACCACUGGGAAUGACGCUGCGGUAACCGGCUUGAACGGCGGUACAGAUUCUGGCACUAUAGUCUUGAAAAAUGGCGGUGGAGGUGGUGGAGGUGGUGGUGCCGGUAGUGCUGGUGGUUCUGAAGGAGGAGGAGGAGUAGGAGGAGGAGGAGGAGGAGGAGAAGCAGCAACCGGUGCUGGCGGCGACGGCGGCGGUGGUUCUUCUGGAGGAAGCAGUAUAUCCGGGGGUGCCAUCGCUGGAAUCGUCAUCGGUGUUCUUGCAUUGCUGGGUAUACUUGCCGGUAUCGCCGCCUUUGUCAUCUGGAGAGCCAGACGAAAGCCCACGGUGACCGACCAGAUGGAUAUGGCGCGGCAGCAGCAGAUGAGUGCGCCGCAGACGCCGCCCUCGGGCAUGAUUCACCAGCCUGGCCAGGCAUAUGCCAAGGAUAGCCCGGCAUACAGCGAGGACAGCUACCAGACUUUCCCCCACGAGCAACAAGGCCAUGAGAUGCCGCACUCAGGAGCGAAGCCCCCAGCCGAACUGAUGGGCAGCACGGAAGCGCCGCCUGUCGAACUGGGGUCUAACUCGGAGCCAGUGUAUGAGAUGCUGGCCGAUUAUCGGCCCAAAAAGGGGGCUGUGGCGAAUGCAAGAUGA
Molecule: messenger RNA, 1023 nt
Organism: Metarhizium acridum CQMa 102
Lineage: Eukaryota; Fungi; Ascomycota; Sordariomycetes; Hypocreales; Clavicipitaceae
Source: RefSeq, a predicted model, not a curated record